CUGAUAUAAAAAUAAGUAACACAAAUGUUUGUGCGCAAAGUGUCUGCUGACAAGUAAACGCUGUUCAUUCUUUCAACGAUGAAGUACAAACAGUUCAUUAGAGUUGUUUUGAUUUGGGUCUCAAAGUUUUUGUUGUUUGCAGAAUGUGAUCCAUGCACUAUAAGAAUUGAAGAUCCAGAAUGGAACGGAAUGUGGUAUCUUAACAGGAUAAAUGGAUAUGACAUGAAUGUAUUGCCAGCAUGGAGAAGUUGUGUGAAUGGUACUGGAGUGACAGUAGGUGUGGUUGACAAAGGUAUCCAGGACCACAUAGACCUUAAUAUUGAUAGGUCGUUGGAUUCUGGAUUUACACGCUAUAGUAGACCGAUAUAUCAACAUUGGUCACCCCUGCGGCUAUGGGCAGGAUUCAGAUCUGGUAGCAACACAUCGAAUAGACGAGAUCAAGAAUCAUUAAAACAUGGUACAAGGGUAGCCGGUAUUGUUGCAGCGAAGAAGAAUCGGCAGGGUAUAAUUGGAAUUGCAUUUGGAGCUCAAAUUGCAGAUGUUCGAAUAGCCUCGACAGCAGUAUACGAAACAUUCGAUGCGAAUUUACUUAGACAUCGUUGUGAAGUUAUAGAUGUUUACAGUUGUAGCUUUUCUAACUUCCAUACUGGAACGAAGAUAUAUCCUCUGCUUUCCAAUCAGAAAAAUGCCUUAGAAUACGGAACAACUUAUGGAAGGGGUGGUCGUGGAUCUGUGUAUGUUUCUGCUACUGGAAAUAGUGGUGGUGAAGAAACCGAUGUCUUUCGUGAUAGUUGUUCUUAUGACAGACUGGUUGCCAAUAGAUACGUGAUUUCUGUAGCAGGUAUUCAGCAUAAUCUUCGAAAACUUCCAAAUGGCGAAGCAUGUAGUGCUAUAAUGGUUGCAGCUUUUACUUCAAAAGCCGGUGACAGGAGUAAUAGAAGAGUGAUAACAACAGAUGUUGGGAACAGAACAACAUUCCAUUUUAACCAGAACGCAGCAGCAGUACCUAUGGUAUCAGGUGCUGUAGCUCUUGCUUUAAGUGCCAAUCCAGCUUUAACUUAUCGGGACAUUAUGCAUCUACUGGUACAGACGUCAAGAAGUAAUCUCCAAGAUAACAUAUACAAAUCAAAUUUCUUAACAAAUGCUGCAGGAAUCCGAGUGUCAUCAUAUUUUGGAUUUGGACUACUUGAUAUUGGCACGCUAGUCGAAAGGAGUAAAACCUGGAUUAACGUCCCACAAAGACAAACUUGUAGAACAACAAAAACUUUUGACAGUCCACUAAGUCGUGACUCCAAUUACUUUGUAAUUGAAAUCACUGGAUGCUCUGCUACUUAUAUAGAACAUGUUGAAAUAUCAUUAAAAGUAAACCACCAACAUGCAGGACAGAUAAAAUGGGUUCUCGAAUCUCCGUAUGGCACAAAAUCUACAAUUCUGCCUGGCAGAGGUCUCGAUCCUACUUCAUACAUGGACAUAACUGUCUUAACUGUUCAAAUGUGGGGAGAAAAUCCUAAUGGAUACUGGAAAAUUGAACCAACAGCUGUGUUUGGUAAAACUCUUGAUAACGGCAAUGUAGAAUCUGUAAGCCUAUCGAUUCAUGGAUAUGCGUGUUUAGGUCAGCACUGUCUACCACCUGCUGAACAAGGCGUAGGAGGUUGGAGCGGAUGGCUUCCAUGGUCACAAUGUACAGGUGUAUGUGGACAAGGAACUAAAAGUCGAAUUAGACUGUGUAACGACCACAGUAAUUCAAGAUAUUGUCCAGGAGACAGGUCGGAGAAAGUAUCAUGUCGUCUUCCUCAGUGUCAGUUUGAAAUACAAUCAGGAGAAAAUUAUAGUGGCUGUCCAUCGCCAUCAUGGUUAACAUCAAAAUGUGUUGAACAGUGUUCGAGAGACAAUGAUUGUAGUGGAGAUGCGAAAUGUUGUUAUAACGGAUGUGGUCAUUCAUGCGAAAUAUCUAGAACAUGGUAUAGAACACCAGUCAAUGUCCCGUUAUCAGUGACAGGCAAUAAACCUGGUCAAUGUCCAUUGCAUUUAACAAGAAGAUGUGUUGAACAGUGCUCAAACGACAAUGAUUGUCUCGGACAAAGAAAAUGCUGUUACAACGGGUGUGGUCAUACAUGUGAGGCACAUAAUACUUGGAUCAGUUCUAUUGGAUGUCCUUUGCCAUCAUUGUUAAGAACAAGAUGUGUUGAACAGUGUUCGAGUAACAGUGAAUGUUUUGGACAUGCGGAAUGUUGUUAUAACGGGUGUGGUCAUACAUGUGAGAUACCUAGAUUAUAUCCUAUUACACCAACAACCACAGCCUCGACAGAGCUAGAUCACCCAACACCGACAACAACAGCUUGGACAGAGCCAGAUCGUGCAACACCAACACUAACAGCUUGGACAGAGCAAGAUCGUGCAACACCGACACAACCAGAUUGGACAGAGCAAGAUCAAGAAACACCAACACCAACAGCUUCGACAGAGCCAGAUCAUUCAACACUAACAGCUUCGACAGAGCAAGAUCAUGCAACACCAACAACCACAGCUUUGACAGAGCAAGAUCGUGCAACACCAACACAACCAGAUUGGACAGAGCAAGAUCAUGUAACACCAAAACCCACAGCUUCGACAGAGCAAGAUCAUGCAACACCAACAGCCAGAGCUUCGAUAGAGCUAGGUUGUGUAGAUCUAUGGGAAGAUUGCAGCAGUUAUUCAGACCGAGAUAAUUUAUGCAAUCAACAAAAUCUUCGCGAUAAUUGCCGAAACACAUGUGGAUUGUGUUUUUCAGUUGAAAAUUGAACAUGUUGAAAUCAAUGUAAUAAAAAAUGUUUAAGUGAA
This is a messenger RNA of Mytilus californianus (California mussel), 2820 nucleotides long. Its product is annotated as furin-like protease kpc-1. The transcript has 33 exons. Lineage: Eukaryota; Metazoa; Mollusca; Bivalvia; Mytilida; Mytilidae. The record is from RefSeq and is a predicted model, not a curated record. Gene Ontology annotation, molecular function: serine-type endopeptidase activity; peptidase inhibitor activity. Bases 79 to 2781 code for a protein of 900 amino acids. Gene Ontology annotation, biological process: protein processing. Gene Ontology annotation, cellular component: Golgi membrane; extracellular region; trans-Golgi network.